AUGUGCGAGGGACGGUCGCCGAGGCCACACUGGAGGCGCGGGAGCUCGAGGCAACGCGCCGCUGAGCCGAUUUUCGCCGCGGCUCUCCGCCCCACGCCGCCGAGCGGCGCAGCCCGCCGCGCCCACGCCGGACGACACAACAGGACCGCGACGCAAGCGCCGCCGGGCGCCCGAGAGCGACGGCGAAACCGGCGCCGGCGACGAAGUGGCGCAGCCGCGCCCGCACCACGCCCCACGCGGCCGCCGACCGCGGGGGGUGGGCGCGGCACGCACGGCGCGCCAGAAGACCGCCACCGACGACGCACCACGCGCCUGCGGCCGGCGCAGCACGCCGACCUCCUAGCGGCGCGCGCCUCGCGCACUUCAGACCGCCGGGCCGCCACACUUCCGCCCGCGAGCUCAGACGGGGGGGGCGCAGCCCCCCUCCGCAUCCCACCUCUCCGCAGAACACCGCCGCGCCAGGCCCCUCCGGAAGCGGUAGACGCCCACACCAGCGCGGCAGCCGCCCUCCCGAGAGGCGCCGACAAUCAGACCGCGGAAGCCGCCCUCGCCACGAGGCCGCGCCACCCUCGACGCGGCCGGCGCCGUCGCCAACUUCAGCGGCCGGCUACGCCGCACCCCUCCAGCAGGCGCCGACGCCGCCUGCCGCCCCCUCCAGUUGCCGGGGGGGGCCGGCGCGGCCGACGAACAAGUCCGGCAGCGCCCGCCCCCUCCGCCGCCGCCGCCCGCCCCCGCCGCACGCCGCACACCCCUCCGCAGCCGCCCGCGUGCCUCUUUACCUUUGCCGGAGAGCAGCAGAUGCUUCAUUCUCGGAGGUUGGAAUUUAACAAAGAGUUGGAUGACGUCCAUGAACACGAGACGUUGAGUCUUCGCGAGCGUGGACGUGGGAAGCCAUAG
This is a messenger RNA of Penaeus chinensis, 897 nucleotides long. Its product is annotated as serine/arginine repetitive matrix protein 1-like. Bases 1 to 897 code for a protein of 298 amino acids. The transcript is spliced from 3 exons. The record is from RefSeq and is a predicted model, not a curated record. Lineage: Eukaryota; Metazoa; Arthropoda; Malacostraca; Decapoda; Penaeidae.